Messenger RNA from Naegleria gruberi, 1817 nucleotides. RefSeq lists its product as uncharacterized. The record is from RefSeq and is a predicted model, not a curated record. NCBI's taxonomy places the organism in Eukaryota, Heterolobosea, Eutetramitea, Acrasida, Naegleriidae. Bases 1 to 1569 code for a protein of 522 amino acids. The transcript has a single exon.
AUGAACAGCUUGAAACAGUUGAAAAUGCUUGAAAAACAUCAAUUUAUUAACUUUGAUCUAAAAAGAUGUUUGAACAUUAGUUUAAUCAAAGAUUUAUACUCUAGUGAUAUUGUUAUGUCAAAAUUCAGCAAAAAGUACAACAUUAAUUUUAACAAAAUUGGAAAGUAUGGUUUUUCAUUGUUGAGCUUGGAUGGAAUUGACAGUUUUUAUUCUUGUAAAUGGGGCAGUCCUGAUGUUUUUGGUGUGACACCUUUUAUGCACAACUUUACCAAAGAUAUUUCACAAACUGUACAGCACAUUAUGAUGAAGGAUAAUUUUGGAAAUAAUUUUUUACACUACUUGUUUUCGAAUGAUCAAAACAGAGGUCGAUCUUAUUUAGUAACAUAUUCGGACAUUCGAUUUGCUAAAAAAAUUCCUAAAGACGUGUUACUUAAAUUGGAACAAGAAGAGAAUGAUACAGGAUUCACACCAGCAGAAAUAGGUAUUGCCAAUGGGUGGAAUAUGUUCCAGUUUCAACCUUUACCCUCAAAAAUAUUCCGUUACAAAAGAAUUGAAAUGUUAAAUGAUAAGUUAUCUCGUCCAUUUGCACUAUUAGAUGGACUUGAGGUGAAUAUGGCUAUACUAAUGGCUGUAGGUUCUGGAAACAAACAUCCACAUUUGGAUUAUACUAUAUAUCAGGAUAUCAAUUAUAGAGAUGUAAAUGGAAAGCACUUAAUUCAUUAUUUUACUGAGUAUGAUACCAGUAAAAUCUACAAUGCCACACAAAUUAGAUCAUGUCAGCAAAUAUUACAGACACCAGACCAAAAUGGAACCAUUCUGUUGCAGACAUGCAAUAAUUGGUAUGAUCAUUUAUUAUAUGCAACUACUUGCUAUUGGAAAGGUUCUCCUACUAUCAACAUUUCUGGUUACUUUGAUAAUUUAGGAUUUAACAGGAUUAUGUAUGGCAUGUUAAAAUUCACUUCUACUACUUUCAAAUAUCUCAUUUCAGAAUCUAUUGUACUUGGAUUUGAUUACUCUAAUGAAAAUUAUCCAAGACUAUUCCAUAUUACCUUUCAAAAUAAGGAUGAUAAUAUUCACUUUGAAAUUGACAGUGGAUUAAUUCCAAGAAUAACAGGAGGUUUUCAAUGGUAUGACGGAGAGGAAGGAGAUGAAUUUUCACACUUUGUAAUCAGAUUGUGUAUUCAACAAUUCUUGAAAGACAACCAUUAUGCCUUUCAGUCGGUGGUCAGUUGCUUGGUUGCAAGAGGAUUGAAAUUUGAUGUUGUGAAAAAUUCCAGAGGAAAGACAGCACUUGAUUUACUGAACGAAUUUAAAGAAAAUAAUCCUUCAAUUGACUUGGGAAGUAUUUGCAAACAGGUAACCAAAGGAUCCACUAAAAAAUCACAAGCGCUGGUUGAGUUUAAAAUCAAACAUACCAAAUGCCCAGAGGAGGUAAUUAUUUCCCAAACAAAUACUUCAUUAGUGGUGAAGAAUAGUUUUCUUUUAUAUUACCACGUUUCUAUCAAAAGGAGUCUUUACUUUGCACAAAAAGAAAUGAGCACCGAUAACAAAGGAAUGAUUUCUCAAUAAUUUCUACUGAAUAGAUUAUCAACACCUAUGUCCUCCAAAAAACAAAGCAAAAUCGUUAUUGUAAAUCAAAUAUCCUGUGCAACCACUGAAUGUCAGAGAAGCUGUAAAUCUAAUUCUACCCAUCAUUUUUUCAUUUUUCAUUAAGGAAAGUAACUGCUUGAGGCAUCCCCAAGCAAUUCUCAAUCUUCUUGGUCUUUCAUACGAACAAAGCCAUACUUGUGGUGGUUUGAACUGUAUUUUCCAUUGGU